Molecule: messenger RNA, 8400 nt
Organism: Aspergillus tanneri
Lineage: Eukaryota; Fungi; Ascomycota; Eurotiomycetes; Eurotiales; Aspergillaceae
Product: Type I Polyketide synthases (Type I PKS)
Exons: 8
Coding region: 1-8400 (2799 amino acids)
Biological process (GO): secondary metabolite biosynthetic process; fatty acid biosynthetic process
Molecular function (GO): fatty acid synthase activity; oxidoreductase activity
Source: RefSeq, a predicted model, not a curated record
AUGACUCGGUCUUGUUUCGACGAAACCCUUCUGUCCGACGCCUCGGCAAAUCUCCCACCUCCCGCAGACCUACAAGACACCCCAUUAGAGGGUUGUACGUUGUCACCGAAAGAUAAUACAACAGAUGACAAGCGGGUACCAUUUCCUAUUGCUAUUGUUGGCAUGGCAAUGAGGCUCCCUGGCGGAGUUCAUUGUGAGAAAGAAUUUUGGGAUUUUUUGGUAAAUCGUCGGGACGGCCAUUGUAAGGUUCCCCAGGAUCGAUAUAAUAUCGACGCUUUCUACAAAGAUCCCACGUCUGGUCACGUACCAGGGACAAUUCGAACUAAGUAUGGCUACUUCCUUCAGCAAGAUAUAUCGCACGUCGAUGCUGGUUUCUUUGGAAUAAGCAAGGUCGAGGCUGCCAAGCUUGAUCCACAGCAGAGGAUGUUGCUAGAAAUCGUAUGGGAGUGUAUGGAAAAUGGGGGCCAAACAAAAUGGCGUGGAAGCAAUAUUGGCUGCUACGUCGGAGUCUUCGGUGAGGAUUGGUUAGAUCUUCUUAGUAAAGAUCCCCAGGACAACGACCGAUACAGAGUUGUGAGUGCCGGUGACUUCGCUAUCUCGAACCGGAUUUCAUAUCAGUAUGACCUGCGUGGUCCAAUAACUACGUCAAUGUCCGAUAAUAUGGUGAUCUCUACAAGCGGUAUCUGCAGAACGUUUGACGCAGCAGCUGAUGGCUAUGGUAGAGGAGAAGCGGUAAAUGCAAUCUUUAUUAAGCCGCUGGAGACGGCCCUGAAAGAUGGUGAUCCUGUACGUGCUGUGAUUCGCUCCACAGCAGUCAACUGUGAUGGCAAAACACCCAGCAUAACGACGCCUGGCUCGCAGGCGCAAGAGAGGUUAAAGCAAACGUUGGCCAUUCUGAAGGUGCUUCAGGAAUCACAAGUGUCAUCAAAUGUGUUCUGGCCCUCGAGAAUCGAACCAUUCCACCUAAUGUAUACUUUGAAAAUCCAAACCCGAACAGGAGCAAAGUUGAAGGUCCCUGUGAAAGCCACAGCCUGGCCUGGUGAUCGAUUCGAAAGGAUCAGCGUCAAUUCGUUUGGGAUUGGCGGCACCAAUGCACAUCUCAUCCUGGACUCUGCUUCCUCUAUGUGUAGGAAAGUGUCUUCCAGCGGUCCACACACCAGCAAAGGUCCUACUCUAUUGCUUUUGUCUGGUAAAACAUCAAAAUCAUUGGACGGCAAUAUCAAAUCGACGACUAAAUAUCUUGAAGACAGCGUGGCUGCCUGGAGUGACGUUGCAUAUACUCUGGCCCACCGGCGAGAACACAUGGAUCACAGGGCAUUUGCGAUUGUUGAAGAAGGCAAGGCAAUCCCGUCGUUUGAAAAAGGCCAUCGGGGUUCCCUACAAACUUGCUUUGUGUUUACAGGUCAGGGAGCACAAUGGCCAGGAAUGGGCAAAGAAUUAAUAUCGCAAUCCAAGAAGUUCCGUGAAACUAUCCGAUCAUUGGAUAGAGUGCUGCAAAGACUUGAGGACACCCCUAAGUGGAGUAUGGAAGACGAGCUUUUGAGCCCGAGUGAUGGUGAUAAAUUUAAAGAGGCUAUGUAUGCCCAGCCUCUCUGUACUGCUAUCCAGAUUGGGCUUGUGAACCUCCUUCGCGAUUGGAACAUUGAGCCUUCAGUUGUAGUGGGGCACUCCAGCGGAGAGAUUGCUGCUGCCUAUGCCUCAGGAGCAAUUCCUGCUGAAGUCGCUAUUACUGUAGCUUAUCUUCGUGGGCACAGUAUGAAAUAUGCGAAGACCAAUGGCGCCAUGGCAGCCAUCGGUCUGGCACCAGAACAGAUGAAACCGUAUCUGAAAGAUGGGGUGGUGAUAGCGUGUGAAAACAGCCCCCAAAAUGUGACUGUCUCCGGAGAUAGGCAGGUACUAGAAGAGAUUCUCUUGGAUGUCCAGGUAGAGGGAGAUAUCUUGUGCCGCCGCCUUCCAGUCAAUGUGGCAUACCAUUCGCACCAUAUGAAGGAGCUUGGAGAGAUAUUUGAAAACAGUAUCCUACACUAUAUGUCCCAGAACCAGUCAAUGGUGCCGCUAUUCUCAACAACCACUGGUGAUGUGAUUUCUGACUGUAGUCGCUUUGAUGCAACGUACUGGCGGCAGAACCUUGAGUCUCCAGUGCUCUUUAGUGCAGCCAUUCGAAAGAUAUUAAAUUAUGAGAAGCAACCCAAAGUGUUUGUGGAGAUAGGUUCACAUUCAGCACUCUCAGGUCCGCUGCGGCAGAUACUUUCCCAGUCAAACGAGAAGCAGAGACCAUUAUAUAUCCCUACUUUAGAAAGGAAUAAAGAUUGUUGGGAAUGCAUGUUAACCACAGCUGGUCGGCUUCAUGUUCAUGGCCUCCGGUUAGAUUUAUCGGGUAUCAUCGCCCCUGGAAAAGUUUUGACCGACAUACCUCCAUAUUGCUGGGAGCAUAAUGAGAGGCUUUGGAGUGAGACACGGUUAACACAUGAUUGGAGAUUGCGAAAAGAUUCCUUCCAUGAGCUGCUAGGCUGUCGAACACUAGAAUCAAGCGACAAUGAGCCAACAUGGAGGAACCUCUUACAGCUUGAUAAUGCACUGUGGCUAAUGGAUCAUAAACUUAGCGGCGAAAUAGUCUUCCCCUGUGCCGGGUAUGUUGCAAUGGUCGGUGAGGCGAUGCGCCAAAUAUCAGGUUCCGAUGACUAUUCUGUGAGAAAUCUCUAUAUACGGGUAGCAUUGGUGUUGGGCCAAACGGAAGCCACAGGCCUGGAGAUUAUCACUAGUCUCAGGCCUGCAAGGCUCGCGGACAAUAUUGACUCCCUUUGGUAUGAUUUUACUAUAAGUGCAUAUCAAAAGGGCAUAUGGCAAAAACACUGCAUUGGGCAAAUCCGUGCUGGGCCGGACACUGUUCAUGAACCGCCCCCAAUCCUACCCUACUCUCGUCAGGUGUCAUCAGACAAAUGGUACAGAGCGUUAGAGGUUCGUGGACUCGAAUAUGGUCCUAGAUUCCGUGGCCUUCAGUCCAUUACAACUAGCCCAUCAAGUCCUCGAGCAGCUGCGAAUGUAUAUCAUAACUCUGAAGAGUAUGAUAUAAAUCAAUAUGCUCUUCAUCCAAUUCUUAUUGAUCAAUGCCUGCAACUUCUAAGCGUGGCGGCUACCCGGGGCAUCAGUUAUCGGAUGAACAAGUUAUGCAUACCAGUCGCAAUUGGAAGUCUAUAUAUCGCAAGAGGCGAGGGGUUAAUGUCUUUAGACGUCUCAUGUGAUACAGUGAGCGGCACUUUCAACGGGAAUGCAUCACUAGUUGCCGAUGGCCAGGCAGUUCUCUCCAUGCAGCGGGGCGUCUUUUUUGGAAUAACAGAUUCUUCGCUCAACGACAGUACGGGACCUUUGGUGUCAACACUCCACUGGAAGCCACAUGUUGAUUACGCUCCCCUGGAGCAUCUGUUUCCUGUAAUCCCAAGUGGUAUUUACCCUGGAAAAGUGUUGGCUAAAAUGACAAGCCUGAUGAUAGUGGAAACGUAUCAUCAAACAAAGUCAUCAAAGCCAAAGAAGGAGCAUUUGAAAAAAUACCAUAAUUGGAUAGGUACGCAAUACCGGAGGAUUUGUGCAGGCGGACACGAUAUUGUUCCAGAAAUGAGGGACACGUCUGCCCUAGACCCGGCAAGCCGGUGGCCUCAAAUCCAUGAACUAAUGAAGGAGGAAUCUAACGCUUCCAUCCUGCAGUGCUAUCGACUUGCGGAAAGAGUCCUGCGCAGGAUACAUGAUCUUUUCGAUGAUAAGGUCGAUGGCCUGGAGCUUCUCAUGGAGAACGACGGUCUCCAGAAUAUGUAUGGCCAUAUGUCGACCGUUACUAACUGGGACACUUUUCUUUCUUUGCUCAGCCACACAAAUCCCACCCUUCGCAUAUUAGAAAUUGGUGGCGGUACGGGUGGUGCCACUUCGGCAUGUCUUAAGGGGCUUGCAUCUACAUCGGGUCACAGCGGGAGGAUGUAUUCGAAAUAUACAUUUACCGAUAUUUCAGCGGGAUUCGUGACACAAGCCAAGGAAAAAUUUAAGGAAUUCUCUGGGGUCGAAUUCUUAAUUCUCGAUAUAUCUCGGGACAUUACGGAGCAGGGCUUUGAGAUGGAGAGCUAUGAUUUGAUUGUUGCUUCCAAUGUCAUUCACACAACUCCGAAAAUCUCCGAGUCGCUUGACAAUAUUAAGAAACUUUUGGUCCCUGGAGGGUGGCUUCUACUGCAAGAGGUCUGUCCUUCAAUACCUGUCAUCGACUAUAUUGCGGGCGUUCUGCCUAGCUGGUGGCCUGCAGAGGAUUCCCGAGAAACUCCUUAUCUGUCGCCUGAGGAAUGGCACCAAGAGCUAGUGAAUGCCGGGUUCACUGGUGCUGAGGUCGUGCGCUACGACAAUGAUAUACCAUACCACAUGAAUGCCAACAUUGUGUCCAGAAUUCGGGCCCGAACCACUGUUCGUGGACAUGUAAAUAUACUACAUAGCGGCACCGUCACUGACUGGGCUCGCAGCCUUGAACAUCUGUUGCUAUCCAAAGGAUUUAGCAUCAAAUGGCUGAAUUUGCAUGAGAGGCCUCCCCUGGUCACAAACGUAAUUUCGUUACUCGAUUUGGAGGGUCCGUUCUUCCAUGAAAUUUCCAACGCCGACUUUUACGCCUUUCAAAGAUUCACUCAGAAUAUUCAAGGUUGUUUUCUGUGGCUUACGAGACCUAUUCAACUAGCUGAUAAAGACCCGGACCCUCGAUUUGCGCUGGCCCUUGGAAUGAUGCGAACUCUGAGGCAAGAAAUAGUGCGAAACACUGCCACACUGGAAGUUGACCGACUUGACGGACUCACGGCGGAAGCUGUCAUACACAUCUACAUGAAAAUGAAAGAUCAGGAAGAUGGCGAGAGUUCAGCACACCCUGAAUAUGAGUUUAUCCUGAAGGAGGGGGCUAUACAUGUCGGCCGAUUUCAGUGGAACUCCCUCGGCGAUGUUACAACUACAUUAAAUGAGCCCAAGCCAAGAGCUUUAGACGUUGGAUGCCCUGGAUUACUUGACUCCCUGACGUGGACUUUGGCAGGGAGAGCGCCAACUUUGGAAGAUGCUGACAUCGAAGUUGAUAUUAAAUUUGUGGGCUUGAAUUUCAAAGAUAUCAUGGUUUCCAUGGGGCUAGUGGGAGACACUGGCGAGCAAGGGUUGGAGGCCAGCGGGAUUGUUCGCAACGUGGGACCAGGAGUUACGAAUAUCCAGAUCGGAGACCGUAUUUCAAUUGCUCGGAAAGGUCUGAUGCGGACUCGCAUAAUACUGCCUGCCCGCUGCUGUGUUGUUGUGCCUGAUAAUCUAUCACUCGAAGAUGCUGCAGCCGGGCCUUGCGUCUUUAUGACAGCGAUGUAUUCGCUGAUACAUUGUGGCAACCUACAAAAGGGGCAGUCGGUCUUGAUCCACAGCGCGUGUGGUGGCGUGGGAUUAGCUGCGAUUCAGAUUUGCCAGCUGAUUGGGACAGAAAUCUUUGUAACAGUGGGAAACAAGGAGAAAGCAACUCAUCUCAUGGAAAACUUCAGUAUUGCAGAAGACCAUAUUUUCGACUCAAGAAGCACGUCAUUCCUCCAAGAUAUACUCAAGAAGACAAAGAACAUUGGUGUUGACCUAGUGUUGAACUCUUUAUCGGGCGAGUUAUUACAUGCUUCAUGGAAAUGCGUUGCGCCCUUUGGAAAGAUGAUUGAACUUGGAAAACGAGACUUUAUAGGUCAUGGCAAGCUGGAUAUGGAUCUUUUUCAGGAUAAUAGGUCUUUUAUUGGUGUUGACCUUCUUGAGAUUGGCUACAAACGACCUCAACUUCUUCAGAGGUUGAUGAAACAGUUCCUUGAAUAUUUUCGCGACGGCAAAAUUGGCUCUAUACGGCCUGUGAGUGUCUAUGAGGCAUCGAAUAUUUCCAAGGCAUUUAGGUACAUGCAAACUGGACAACACAUUGGAAAAAUUUUGAUACGUAUGCCAGAUGACCCUUCCACUAUUCCAGUAUCUAGGUUGGAGGAGAAAGGUGCUCUUUUCCGUCAUGACGCGUCUUAUCUCUUGAUUGGUGGUUUCGGGGGUCUUGGACGCACUGUUGCAACUUGGAUGGUGGAAAAGGGUGCUCGUCAUUUUAUCAUCAUGUCGCGUUCUGGUCAGGAAGCGCCCCAGAACCGAGCCUUCGUUGAAGAUUUGGAAAGCCAGGAAGAUGUCCAUGUCAUCAGCAUAAGCGGUACCGCUUCUCGCAUUGAGGACGUUAGAAAAGCAGUUGCCGCAGCCAGAAAACCUAUCGCAGGUGUCAUUCAAAUGUCCAUGGUAUUGCAGGACCAACGUUUUGACACGAUGACUUUCGAGGAAUGGACAACCGUUCUUGCUCCGAAAGUGCAGGGCACGUGGAAUUUGCACCACGCCGUUAAAGGCAUAUCACUAGACUUCUUUGUCCUCUUCAGUUCCCUUACUGGUAUAUGCGGCUUCCCUGGGCAGGCAAACUACGCUGCAGCCAAUUCGUUUUUGGACUCAUUUGUGAAGUACCGCAACUCGAACGGCCUGCCAGCGAGUGUACUUGACAUUGGCUUCAUGGGAGACAUCGGCUAUAUACCUCAACAUGCUCCGAAGACACUAGAGUAUGCCAGUUCAGCCUCGUGGAGGAUCCUAGAAGAGAGGGAUCUCCUCCGCGCUGUUGAACUCGCGAUUCUUCAAGGUCCACAUCAGCUUGCCAUCGGCCUUGGGACCACGAAGCCGCUCUCCGAGACGAGAGCUGAACCCCCAUGGGGAGCCGACGCUCGUUUUGCUGUAUGGCACAAUGUGUUAACAACGACAGGAGAAGACCCUGUAACUGAGGACGAGGCUCUCAGGGUACUGGUGUCGUCUAUUGAGCGAGAUCCGUCUCUCCUAUAUGAAAACGCAACCGAGGACAAAAUCACCUACGAACUUGGCCGAAUGAUUGCUUCUCACAUGUCAUACUCCGAAGACUUGGAGUUUAAUGAACUUGCGGAGCUGAAGAUUGACUCUCUAAUGGCCAUUGAGAUUCGCAGUUGGUUCCGUCGGCGCACUAAGAUCGAGAUAUCCCUCGCUGAGAUAUCUAAUGCCGGCACUGUAAGGGGCUUGAGCAAGGCUACGAUGAAAAUGUUUCGCGAGAAACACCGUUCUGGCGAACUAAAAGGAAAGAAGGGUUUACUCUCUAAUGAAUCCCAGAACCCCGGGUCUCAGGAGCUCGAUGAAAUGGAGCUCUGGUUGCAGGACAAAAACUUAGCAACGAACCUAAAGCCGAUCUUGGGCCAAGUACCGGAUUGGUGUUCCCCUUCCGAAGGCAGAGUGUUUCUCACUGGCUCAACAGGGUACUUAGGGAGCUUUUUCCUGGCUCUUCUUGCAGGUCUUCCACAAGUAAAGGAGGUAGCAUGUUUGGUUAGGGCGCCUGAUGUCUCCACUGGGAUGUCUCGGAUUAGGGAAUCCUUGUCUAAGUAUGGUUUACCAUCAGACUUCGAGUCUAAGAUUGUAGCUGUACCUGGAGACAUCAGGAAUCCCACACUUGGCCUCAGGCAAGAACAAUAUGAGCAACUUGCGCAGCGGUCGAGCGUUAUCUUCCAUUUAGCGGCCUUUUCGAACUAUACCCUCCCUUAUUCUGCGCACCGAGAUAUCAACGUGUGUGGUGUUCUUCAUAUGGUUUAUUUUGCUAACAGCAUGCGUCUGAAACAGCUGCACUAUUCAUCAAGUAUUUCAGCGUGCGGCGCGGUAGGUUAUUUUUCAGGCGAAAUCAUCGCUGAGGACCAGGAGCCAGCGUUUGAUAUCGGGUAUGUGAAACAGCAUAUCGGAUACACUCAAAGCAAAGUCAUUGCUGAAAGCGUCGCUUGGAACGCCAUCUCCAAUGGGCUACCGGUUACAAUCCAUCGGCCCGGCUUCGUAAGCGGGCACAGCGUGACGGGUUCUUGUAAGCCCGAUGACUUCCUUACGCGUCUGAUGAGCAAUUGUAUCCGCCUCCGCUGCUAUCCAGUAGCGCCUUCAGUGAGAAACCAAUGUAUUCCAGUGGACUUCGUGUGUUCAGCCAUGCUACGCAUAUCUCUCUCCAGUGACAAUAUCGGUCAUGCGUAUAAUAUUGUUCAGCCUGAUCAAUCCCAGACAAUUACGUGGGACGAGACGUUUGAGAUCCUCAGCCAAUUUUCCUCUCCACCACUGCAACGUGUCACACCGUCUAAGUGGAUCAGCGUGUUUGCAGAGCAUAGUGAUUCCCGCGAGAAGGGGCGUGUAUCGGUCAUGAAACAGAAGCUUGACGAAAACAUGAUCUUUUGGGCACUCGAUGGAGGCACGAUGGCGCUCUAUGAGACUGGAAAUCUACGUCGGGCUCUCUCUGAUUUUCCCGAGGUGCUCAACGUACGACCUACGUCUGAAUUAUUGAAGACAUACUUCCCAGUUUGGGAACGGCAGAUAUAG